UGUCGGCGCUGUUUCAUGAUGGUUGUCGUCCCCCUCAAGUGGCUGUGAAGCAGGACUCCAGACCGGAUUAUAGCAGCAGACACCGCCGAGCUGCCGACUGGCAUUUCUGCCCUUAAUUCGCCUUCAACAAACGGUCGGACGACAUCGACAUUGUCUUCCAGCGGGACGUGUGCAGAGAGGUAAACCGUGGAUCGGGUUCUGCAGCCCGGCUGUCAUUGACAGCUCUCGUUAUCAACAAUAACGGUUAGCUAGGAUUCCUCAUUGGCCAGGCAGGAGCACUAUGGUUUAUUAAACCUCCCAAAAAAUAGAAUUUAGGCAGUUGUGAAGAAAAGAAAAAUAGAUAAAAACAGAUUUAAAUCAGGGACCUGUGCAUUAUUGUAGCUUGGCCCUACCAGCCCUCCCUCUCCUGGUACCGUGCCGCUUCCGUCAUCUCUCCUCCAUGUAACGGGAUGCUGGAGGGACCCAGCCCCCCCACGCACACUGAGGCCACGUUCAAGGGCUGCAGGAGUUUCUAAAACCUCGGUGACGAGGAGUAAUGAAGUGACUUCAUCGGUGAGACUUUCUCUGUCACUCCUGGGCGGGCACAGUGAGCCACACAGAAGCCCUGGAGGGGGGGCUUUGAAUCCUGAUGACUGAACUCUUUACCUGACAUGAGUUGAAUGAGAAUGGACUCUGUGGAUCUCAAAAGAACAAAUAUAGAUAAUAUGUGUUCUAUAUUUGUGUAAUAAGGCGCAGUAUUGUGUGAAAUAUAUCUUAUCAGUUAUCACAUCGCAGCCUUGAUCAUUGUGACAUCAUGAUGGUGGGACCCCCCUUCCCCUCGUGUCUCAGGACUACUGCUAUCUAAAAAAAACGUUGGUUCAUCUGUGGGAACAGAGCACUUGUAGAGAGGGUGGUGGUCCUCCAGCAUCAUGGACUACCAUGCUGAGUGCUGCUUCUGUGACCCCGAGGAGGGCUAUGGCAGCCCGGAUGAGCCCCCCCUCCACAGUAUCCACGCUCAAAACCGCAUCAGGCCGUCAUCGUACCGAGCCCUGCGGAGCGCCGUGUCCAGUCUGGCCCGCAUCGACGACUUCUUCUGUGAGAAGAUCGGAUCAGGCUUCUUCUCUGAGGUCUUUAAGGUGCAGCACCGGAUCACAGGCCAGGUGAUGGCGCUGAAGAUGAACACGCUGGCUAGCAACAAAGCUAACAUGCUACGAGAAGUGCAGCUCAUGAACAGGCUCUGCCACCCAAACAUACUCAGGUUUCUCGGGGUGUGUGUGCAUGAAGGUCAGCUCCAUGCUCUGACGGAGUACAUCAAUGGAGGCAGCCUGGAGCAGCUGCUGGACAGCGACCUGCACCUGUCCUGGGCCGUCAGGAUGGGGCUGUCCCUGGACAUCGCCCGGGGGCUGCACUACCUGCACAGCAAGGGCAUCUUCCACAGAGACCUCACCUCCAAGAACUGUUUGGUGCGCUGUGACGGCGGUGUGUUCACGGCGGUGGUGGGAGACUUCGGCCUGGCAGAGAAGAUCCCUGAUUACAGUGAUGGAGGGGGGAAGCAGCCUCUGGCCAUCGUGGGCUCCCCCUACUGGAUGGCACCUGAAGUUCUGAGAGGAGAGCUGUACGAUGAGAAGGUGGAUGUGUUUGCGUACGGCAUCAUCCUGUGUGAGAUCAUCGCCCGCAUCGAAGCUGAUCCAGACUUCUUACCCAGGACAGAGGACUUUGGUCUGGACGUGGAUGCAUUUGAGAACCUGGUUGGGGAUUGUCCAGCUGCGUUCUUCAGCCUUGCUGUCACCUGCUGUAAUAUGAGUGCACAGCAGCGUCCCUCGUUCUCUCACAUUGUGUUCACACUGGAGGGCAUGGAGAGGGAGGAGGAGAAGGAGAAUCCCCUUGCACUCGAGUCACUGUCAGCAGACGCCAGCCCUUACCGGCGCCACAGCUCCCCUUCUCACCCAGGCAACCGCAGCCAGCGACGGCAGGGCUUGGCAAGGAGCCAGUCGGACGUGUUACCCCCGGCGACUCAGAGCUCUCCUCUCCUCGGGACCCCUGCACGGGUCAACCCCUUCUCCCUCAGGCAGGACCUGAAUGGGGGGCGCUGUAAACUCUUGGAUACUCCCAGCAAGUCGGUUAUCUCGCUGACCUUCACCCUACCUGCCCUGCGGGACCCCUGCUCCUCCCCCCACCUCCUCAGAGCGCUGCCCCGGAGAUGCCGGUCCCUGCCCUGCACUCCUGAGCUAAGCCGGACUGUAGCCUCACCGAGACAUACUGGGUGGAAGGAGGAGGAAGAGGAACAGGACGUCAGGGUGGAGGGUGACAGGAGGGAGACCGGUGUGAGGUUACAGGUGGAGCAGACAGAGAUAGGUGAGAGGAGAGAGCUGCUUCAGGAGGAUGUAGGUCUGUCUGUGGAGCUGGAGAUGAUGUCUCUGGAGCGGCUGGAGGAGGAGGAAGAAGAGGAAGAAGAGGAGGAAGAGGAGGAAGAGGAGGAGAGGCGAUGUCUGACCGAACCCAUGGACUGUACCAAGUCUCCUGAGUCCGCAGACUCCACACAGACCAACGGCUGGCCGCGUCCCAUCUCCUACGGCCAACCCCCCCUGCCUGCUCUGCUGCAACUGGACAACAACAACGGCUCCGCCCUCGUGAUAGGUCAGCAGGUGCAGUGGGGGAGAGGGGGGCGGGCUAACAGUUACAGCACAGCGCCCAAUCAGUCCUCGGACCCCGGCGGCCCCUCUGAGCCGGAUGAGGUCAUUUCCUGUCCAGGAUGCUGUCUGGUGGGUCUGACUUUUCCCUCAGUGUGCCUCCGUGGAACAGCCGCGGUGCCCAUCCCCCGCCGAAGGACUUCGUUACCACGGCAGCAACCCUACCGGAACCUCAAUGGUACCAUAACCGGGGUCAGUGUGUCCUCGUCGACAACAGCCGCCACGGCAACCAAAGCUCUGCUGUGUCGCAGCACCAAUGGACUGACAGGGGGGGGGGCACCAGUCCCAUGUGAGCCCAGCCGCUCCCUGCCCGAGGCCCAGACAUAACUCUCAGUGCAUUGACAGUACAUGUUAGCGACACACACUAGAUGCUGCUACGCUCACACUGAGCCUCUGACCUGUUGUUAGUGCUGUGCUAACAACAGGGCCUGCUGAGAGGGGGGGGCUCAUUUGACCUGCACUAUGGUUUAUUGAAACUUGCUCUUAUUUUGGUAGUUGUGGUUAUCAUCUGUAUUCAGAGUGAUCACAGAGAUCUGUGAACAUGUGACAUUAAGAAAGAAUAGUCCUACUUAUUUGAAGGACAGUUAAAUUACUAAUGGACGCUGGCUUCGUUUCAUUGUACUAUAGUGAUGUCACCCUGUUCACACUUCUCCACAAUUACUUUAAUAAGUAUAGAUAUAUGGCCAAAACUACAACAUCAUGUUAACCCUUACCCCUUUUGGUAAAUCAUUGUCCGUCCAUUUAUGGAGGAAGUUUAAAAAGGAGACAUGUCAUGGCCAUUUCCACUGAUCAUAAUUCCAUUGUUGAGGUCUACUAGAAUAGAUUUAUAUUGUGCAAUUUUCCAAACUCACAUUGGUUUCUCACAGCAUCUCUGUAAACUACGUGUAUUCACUGAAUUUCACUCUCUGCCUUUAACGGCUCGUUGUAGCUC
Messenger RNA from Gymnodraco acuticeps, 3600 nucleotides. RefSeq names its product dual specificity testis-specific protein kinase 2-like. The record is from RefSeq and is a predicted model, not a curated record. The coding region runs from base 909 to 2996 and encodes 695 amino acids. Gene Ontology annotation, cellular component: nucleus; cytoplasm. Gene Ontology annotation, biological process: positive regulation of stress fiber assembly; protein phosphorylation; actin cytoskeleton organization. Gene Ontology annotation, molecular function: protein serine/threonine kinase activity; ATP binding. The transcript is spliced from 11 exons. Lineage: Eukaryota; Metazoa; Chordata; Actinopteri; Perciformes; Bathydraconidae.